AUGGGAAAGAGAGCUGUUCCAAACCUAACGGGACUACUGCAUAAAAGAGUUGUAGUGAGGAUUGGAGGAGGGCAAGUAAUCAAGGGGCGAUUGGCGGGAUACGAUGCGUUUAUGAAUAUUGUACUGUCUGAAAUUACCGAGCCCGAUGAUGUCGAAAGCUCUGCUGUUGUGCGGGGAGAGUUUAUAGAGGAUAUAGUGCUGGUGGAGGAAACAUCUUGA
Messenger RNA from Encephalitozoon intestinalis ATCC 50506, 219 nucleotides. RefSeq names its product small nuclear ribonucleoprotein G. The transcript has a single exon. NCBI's taxonomy places the organism in Eukaryota, Fungi, Microsporidia, Unikaryonidae. The record is from RefSeq and is a predicted model, not a curated record. Bases 1 to 219 code for a protein of 72 amino acids. Gene Ontology annotation, molecular function: RNA binding.